Messenger RNA from Cannabis sativa, 760 nucleotides. RefSeq lists its product as uncharacterized. NCBI's taxonomy places the organism in Eukaryota, Viridiplantae, Streptophyta, Magnoliopsida, Rosales, Cannabaceae. The transcript is spliced from 2 exons. The coding region runs from base 11 to 625 and encodes 204 amino acids. The record is from RefSeq and is a predicted model, not a curated record.
UGUAGUGAAUAUGGGUGGAGGUGACAAUAUUAGCGAAGAUUAUGAACUAAUUUAUGAUCAGCCUAAUUGUCCUAUGACCACGACUGCGAGCACUACCAAUAUCAUGGCGGCCACUAGUCCUACGACCACCACCAUGGAAGCCACUAGUACUCCAACAACUCCAAGUAACUAUUUACCAAACAAUACUAGUACUGCUUCUCAAAAUUUGAAUAACCAUGCUUACCAUGGUGCAAAGGGUACUACUUAUAAUAUCACCUAUAAUGUGUAUAAUCACAUCCGUGAUUAUGAUUCUGGUUCCUUCUAUAAUGAUUAUCAUCACCUAUUACAAUUAUUAUCUCCUCAACAACAGCAUUUUCCCCACUCACAACCACCAAUAUCGCAGCCUCAACAACAGUAUUAUCCCCAGCCACAACCACCAACGCAGCCUCAACAACAGUAUUAUCCCCAGCCACAAUCACCAGCGCAGCCUUAUUUUUCCCAACCACAAUCACUAGCGCAGCCUCAACAACAAUAUUUUACCCAGCCACAACUACAAGUGCAGCCUCAAAAUUCUUAUGAUCCGUACUACGAUAAUUAUUACAAUAAUUAUUACAGUAAUUAUUACGGAUAUAAUUAUGCCGGCUGAUUAAUUUCUUUAUAAUUUGAUCUUCAAGUUGGCUAGACUUGCACCCAUUGUCAAGUUUUUUUCUUCUUCAGCAAUGAAUAAGCGAGUAUUAUUGAAUAUUUUAUUAAAUAAAAGUUUUAUUUUACUUUUUCGUAA